CAAGAGAGCACCACCCGUACUCGAGUGACCAAUCGACGUACAUAUCCCAAACGUCUUCCAUAGGAGAUGCCCCGCACCAAGCAAACUGCUCGUAAGACUACCGGUGGCACGGCGCCACGUAAUCAGUUUGUUAUUGUCGAAGAGACUCCCGAGCCAUCUCAGUUCAAUCACAUCUUUUCCCAGACACAACAAAACAUUGAGCACCUCAUUGCUUACAAUCAAAUCCCACAGGACGAAGGCCGGGAUAUCUUGGCGAAGCUCGGUGCUAGGUCCCCGACGUCCAGCACGUCCGCUCACAUCAUCUCCCAGACGCGACAGAAUGUCGAGUUGCUCAUCGCUUACGACCAGAUCCCACGAGUCCAUGGCAGGGACAUCUUGGCGAGGCUUUCCCAUGCUGGGUCUUUGUCCAGCACAUCCGUCACAGACCUGACACAGAAAGCUUCGGACCUGAGUAUUUCGCCACCUCUCACGACAGGGGUCCAGGCUGUGACUUUGGACAGUUGGAGGAGCGAGGAUCCCAGCGACUUGAGCUUCCGUGCUGGUGAGGUCAUAGAGAUCGUCAGCGAGGCAGAAGAAUAUUGGUGGAUUGGUCGCAACCAAGCUGGGAAGGAGGGGGGUUUUCCCCCUGUGUAUGUGAAGAAGGUCUUUGAUGACGAUGACUAAGACCCCGCUGUCUCUCCUAGACACUCCCGGCAAGCUGGGUACAUCGUCUGUGGACACCAGUCCAUUUCAAAGAUAUACUUCUCCUGCACCGUUGCAGAAAUACUUGUCUCCUGUUCCUCCGGAUACUCAUACUCGGUCUCCCGGCCCACCACUACCACCCUAUCCAUAUGGCCCACCACCGCGAUUUGUCGUGCCAUGAUGGGACGCCUGAACCACUAGGUCUUCCUCGUCAAGAUCAGUAUUUCCAUGAUUUCGAAUGUUUUAUUAUUUCAUAUGUUAAUGAGGGACUUCAUGAUAUGUAGCGUCUGUUUGUAGAUUCCGUUCCUGAUGAUAUGUGUAGUUCGGCGCAAAAUGAGAAGUCUGCAUGCCUGGGAUUGCUUGUCCUAUGCCUGUCGCUCCUAAAUCUGACGCUCUCGUGUGACGGUACUGCUUGAGCCCGAGCCGUUU
This is a messenger RNA of Pisolithus orientalis, 1110 nucleotides long. RefSeq lists its product as uncharacterized. The transcript is spliced from 3 exons. Lineage: Eukaryota; Fungi; Basidiomycota; Agaricomycetes; Boletales; Pisolithaceae. Gene Ontology annotation, molecular function: protein binding. The record is from RefSeq and is a predicted model, not a curated record. The coding region runs from base 67 to 663 and encodes 198 amino acids.